AUGUCUCUCUUCCGCAAUGUCCUCCGUACAACCGCAACCACUAUUCGCCCUAUUCACACAACAACACGCUUGCAGAUGCCAUACAAGCACGACCAGGACCGAGAAUCUCUGCGCCCAGUUGUGAAUGAGAACACAAAGUCAGGAACGGACGAGCAAGUUGCCUCUGAGCACGCAGACAUCGCCUUUGACCCUAACACGACACGGCCCGAGGAAGCUGCCGACAAGACCAGGGAGAGGACCAAAUCCAAGGGUCGAGAGGGAGAAGACGCCCUGAACGCGAGUGGUGCGAACCAAGAGCUUAGCACACCCAUGGGUGAUGAGAAAACGAUCAAGACCAAGGGUGCUGGAGAAGAGAUCUCAAAGGGAGGACCCAGCGGAAGUGGAAGUGCGCCCAAGAAGGGAGAUCUGCCCAAGGCCAAGUAA
Messenger RNA from Fusarium mangiferae, 423 nucleotides. RefSeq lists its product as uncharacterized. Lineage: Eukaryota; Fungi; Ascomycota; Sordariomycetes; Hypocreales; Nectriaceae. The record is from RefSeq and is a predicted model, not a curated record. Bases 1 to 423 code for a protein of 140 amino acids. The transcript has a single exon.